AUGACGAAGAAGAGUUCGAAAACGACCCCUAGUUGGUUGCAAGAACAUAUUGUUGUGGAAGAGGCAAAACCCUCGUCUGUAAUAAGGGCAGGUAAUGAAAUUGAUGAAAUAUUUGCUGGUAAAAAGAGGAAAAAAGAUGAAGUGGGGAAGAGUGGAAAACCUGAUGAAGUAACUAUGACAACCGAGAAAGUAAAGAAGAAGAAAAACAAUAAGAAGAAAACUGAUAGGCCAGAUGAUGGUGAAUUUGUAGACCGACCUUCGCGGCCAAGAAAGAAAACGCAGGAUGGACUUUCCAUUUAUACUGAGGAGGAGUUAGGUAUUAAUAAACAGGAUGCUGGAAGUACCCCACUCUGCCCAUUCGAUUGCUCUUGUUGUUUUUGA
Lotus japonicus is the source of this 381-nucleotide messenger RNA. RefSeq lists its product as uncharacterized. The record is from RefSeq and is a predicted model, not a curated record. The transcript has a single exon. NCBI's taxonomy places the organism in Eukaryota, Viridiplantae, Streptophyta, Magnoliopsida, Fabales, Fabaceae. The coding region runs from base 1 to 381 and encodes 126 amino acids.